AUUAUGACGUUUAAGAUGGCGCAAGUCACCUCCCAACACUAAACCUCAACACAACGGUUUAUCUAUUCGUUCACUGUUAUUGUUUUUGUUUUCUGACGCACGUGCUCAAUGUCACGUUUGAAAGGUUUCUCACACUGCUGUUUCUCGUUUUCAUUUCGCUUCCUCCCUUUUUAUUUACAGUGCUUCGAUUCAAGCUUAGCAUGGACCAUGUCAAAAGCGCGAGCGAUUUGCUUUGGAGCCUUGGCAGCUUCUGCAGCCGCCAAGGCUACAGAAGGCAGCCACCAAGGCUGCGCUUCUGCAGCCUUGGCGGUGCAAAAGCGCUCGUGCAGCGAGUGCUCCUGUGAAAGGGUCUCAGGGCAGUCGAGGUCAAGGCAGGCCAAGGACGAUGCAACGGCUCACGCUUGCAGAGCCUACGCAGUUACUAUGCUGAGGCAGUGCUGAGGUGAGACGAGGUAUAACUGAUCUAGCUGCUAGAUGGUCGGCCUUUGUCACUUUUGCUUUAUUUUAUUUGAUAUACCGCUAAAGAAAGGCCUGAACGGCUCUGCCGGACGGAUUAGAGCAUUAUAAUAAUAAUACAGCAUCGUCCACACCGAUAGGAAUGGCAUCCAUGGCUGUUCUUCGACGCCAAUCCUCGGGACCUGUGGGCUGGAUUCGGAAACUGCGCGGGGUUUACGGACCCAGUCGCUGCCGUCGUCUGCACAACAGUCUGCAGCAGUCUCUCUUAAAUGGCACUGCGGAAGGUUACUGGAAAGUUCUGGCUGAUCCACCGACCAGGUUCAAUUUCCCUCGUGACGUCAUCGACUUUUGGUCUACUCAAGAAAGGGGUGCCAGCCUGAGCAAUCCUGCAUUUUGCUUUGCGGUGGAAGAUAAUCCUAAGGCAGACGUGAACUUCUCUUACACGGAACUGUCGUCCCUUUCAAAAAGGGUUAGCGGUGUUCUUAAGGAUCAGCUGGGCCUCAGCAAAGGAGACAGGCUCAUGGUCAUCCUCCCAAAGACACCAGAAUUUUGGCUUAUCAAACUGGCGGCACUUCGAUGUGGCAUCAUUCUGACGGCCUGCACGACAAUGCUGACGUCCAAGGACAUUGGGCUUCGGCUGACGAAAUUUGCACCACACUGCGUGGUGGCAGGGGAAGGACAGGCGGACGCAGUGGACCAGGUGAUUGGAGAAUUUCCAGGGGUAAGGAACAAGGUGGUGGUCUCAAGCUCUUCUGGAAGGAGCGGCUGGAAAAGCUUCUGUGACCUUUUGAAAGGUGCUCAAGAAUUUGAGGGCGUGGAAACACUGAGGGACGACCCUGCAUUUGUCUUCUUCACGAGUGGCACCACGGGACCUCCCAAGAUGGUGGAGCACAGCCAGGGCUAUUGUCUGGCACACCUCGCCACAGCCACCUGCCUCUACCAGCUGUGUAAGAGCGACAUGCUCUGGUGCAUUUCGGACACCGGGUGGGCCUUGGAGUCGUUCGGCACUUUCCCCACCUGGCUCACGGGGGCCUGCGUGUUCCAGGCACGCAUGCCCAGGUUCUCAGCCGAGACCACCCUCUCGAUGCUGUGUGACUAUCCAAUCACCAAGCUGUCCGCACCACCCACAGUGUACCGUGCUCUGCUGCAACUGGACCCAUCACUCUUCAAGUUUAGGUCUUUGAAUGGCUGCGUCUCCGCCGGAGAGCCCAUGCAUCCUGAAACGGUGCUUCAGUGGUUUGACAGAACAGGACUUCAAGUCAGAGAAGGCUAUGGUCAGACCGAAUCGGUGGUUCUUAGCGCCAGCCCUGUUGACAAAGUCAAGCCAGGCUCGAUGGGUCUUCCAGCACCAAAUGUCACAAUACAAAUUCAUGACGACGAAGGGCUAGAGCUUGGCCCUAGCGAAAUUGGUCACAUAGCUGUGGCUACGACUCCGAGAAAGCCUUUUGGCCUGUUCACCUGCUACAGGGAUGAACCAAGCAAAACUGAGAAGGCAUUUCGGAACGGCUUCUACUACACGGGCGACAAGGGCUACAAGGACAAUGAUGGCUACCUCUGGUUCUAUGCUCGAGCAGACGACGUCAUCAUCUCAGCAGGGUAUCGCAUCGGACCGUUCGAAGUGGAAAGCGUCCUGGCCGAGCACCCAGCCGUUGCAGAAUGCGCCGUCGUUGGCAGUCCGGAUCCACACAGGGGAGAGGUGGUGAAAGCUUUUGUAGUGCUUCGAGCAAGUCAUAGAAGCAUUGGGGACCUGGACGGGCUUGCUGUGGAACUGCAGGAAUUUGUCAAGAAGAACACGGCGCCUUACAAGUACCCCCGAAAGGUGGAAUUCGUCGAAGAGCUGCCGAAGACCAUCAGCGGCAAAGUUUUGCGCAGUUUGCUGAGGGAAAGGGAAAAGCCAAUCAAGAAGGCCUAAAGCCCGCCUCCCCCCCCCCCCCUCCCAAGUGGAUUACAGGACGUUGGCAUCGGCUCUUUCGAGCCUUCGUUCCGGCCUCGGAUGUUAUUGGUGGUGGCCUGCAGCAUGCUCUGUGCGAUGCGAUCCAUUUAUAACGAUACCAGAUAUAACGAUGUACUGCUUAUAAUGAUCAGUUUCGAGAGUUUUUAGACUAGAAAUGCUCAGUUUCUAGUCCAGAUACAACGAUAAUUGGUUAUAACGAUAAAAUUUUUGUGUUGUCUCAUUAUUGUUAUAAGUGGUUUGCACUUAGUCACAGAUGGGAUGAAAACGGCGCAGAGGUGUUUUAGUUGUCCUACCUCCAGCUCAAGCUUCCUGUUUGAUAACACUUGGGCGUUAAGUGAGCCUCCAGUAUGCACGCGCAGCCAGAGCCGUUUAUACUGAGAGAGUUCAGCGGGUAGGUAGAGCUUGUGACCCGCUAAAUUUAGCUAGAACUAGCCGACCUCGCGAUAAUGCAAGAUGGAUGUACGCCACUCCACUCUCGGCGAUCCCCCUCAAAUUUGCGGUUACAAGUGGCGUUAUGCAAACAUUUCUGAUACAUCUGUAUUCCGUCCCACCUGUAAUUGAUCACUGCAUUCAAAGGCCGCUUGUUUUUUAUUGAUCUCCAAUAACAAAACUUACAAAUAACCAUGCGCACAACCAAAGAAUUGAAGAAGGUAAUGAGUGCGUGCUGGAAGUUGAGCUUCAUGAGAUGCCCUGCUGUUCUUACCUUGCCACUAUGACCUACUAAACAUUCUUAAUGUACAAGGCGUUCCUGAGAAAAGAGAAGUGCAAUAUGUUUUGGCGGGUAAAUAAACUAUGCAUCGCAGAAAGUUCAAACUCUAUGGGAAUGUGAUGCUAGCGGUGGGGAUAGAACGCGAAAUGUUUGAGAACAUAUGUUACCCGAACAUUUAGAUAAUUGAGAGAGACAAAAUUUCUCUACGAGCAGACGCCCACCUAAGCCUUAUAUAGUCGAAACAAAAAAUGACACUGUGGCCGCAUGUAGCAUCUAUUUCACCGGAAAGAAAACUUGUUAACAGGAAAAAAACAUUGUCCUUUUUCUUGCCGACAAGUGUUUUUCACCGACAUAAAGUCCACAUGCUUCCACGAUGUCAGUCCUUGUUUUGACGAUAUGCGAAGAGCAAGUCAUCUACUUCUUGCGCAGGAGUUGUGGUGACAUCA
Messenger RNA from Ixodes scapularis (black-legged tick), 3565 nucleotides. RefSeq names its product acyl-coenzyme A synthetase ACSM3, mitochondrial. The record is from RefSeq and is a predicted model, not a curated record. Gene Ontology annotation, molecular function: fatty-acyl-CoA synthase activity; fatty acid ligase activity. The transcript is spliced from 17 exons. Bases 599 to 2368 code for a protein of 589 amino acids. NCBI's taxonomy places the organism in Eukaryota, Metazoa, Arthropoda, Arachnida, Ixodida, Ixodidae. Gene Ontology annotation, cellular component: mitochondrial matrix. Gene Ontology annotation, biological process: fatty acid biosynthetic process; acyl-CoA metabolic process.